Molecule: messenger RNA, 2484 nt
Organism: Chaetomium globosum CBS 148.51
Lineage: Eukaryota; Fungi; Ascomycota; Sordariomycetes; Sordariales; Chaetomiaceae
Exons: 6
Coding region: 1-2484 (827 amino acids)
Biological process (GO): transmembrane transport
Cellular component (GO): membrane
Molecular function (GO): transmembrane transporter activity
Source: RefSeq, a predicted model, not a curated record
AUGGAGACCACGGCAAAAAAGGUCCAGAACUUCUGGGACCCCAUCAACAUCAACCGUGACAUCCAGCAUAUCCGGGGACGGCAAAGAAGAGAGAAGAGGAUUUUGCGACUCCUUGACGGCAUUGGCUUCAGCUGGAGAGUUUAUGCCGUCGCAUUUCUGGGCUUCCUCGCCUCCAGCUGGAGCUUGAUCGCCGUGGGCGUGGUCUCGCCAGCUCUCUAUUAUGUCUACUCGCCCGAAGGCCGUAUGGCCGUUGACGUGGCUCAAGUUCUUGACCUCGUAACUCUCAUAGCGACCGUCUUGGGCAUGCUGUUGUUUGGCCACCUUGCUGAUCUCUUUGGACGGAGCUCGCUCUACGGCUUCGAACUCCUAAUCGUCUUGACCGCCAUCGGUGGUGCUGCCUUCUCCUCAGAGGGGUAUAUGUUUGGGGCCCGAUCCUCAUCUUCAGUCUCCGUCAGCGGGAGCGAGACCCCGUAUUCUAGCUCCAUGGACAUCUACGCAUCCUUGGCCUGGUGGCGAUUUGCUCUUGGUUUUGGAAUUGGCGCUGAGUACCCGAUGUCCGCGGUCAUUGCAGCAGAAUUCUCUUCUACCGAAGGCCGCGGUACUCUCCUGGCGGCCGUUUUCUUCGCACAAGCCAUCGGACGCUUGCUUGCGUAUGGGCUUGGGCUCGGCGUGCUCCACGGGCUAUGGAAUGGCGUUUCUGUGCCAGAGUUAGGGGAGGCCCAUGUAAUCAUGGAUAAGCUCUGGAGGCUUGUGCUCGGGCUCGCAGGCAUCCCGGCCAUCUUCGCCAUAAUCCUUCGGCUCCUGAUUCCCGAGACCCCCAGGUUUUACUCGGCCGUCAAACGAGAUCUCAUGAAGGCACGAGAGGCAGUCAUGAAAGUCGGAUCACGAUCGCCGAGCCUAACGGGAGACUUGGAGUCGGUUAAUUCGGACGUCGAGGAGAGCGAGCCACAGGAGGUGACCUCGUGGCGAACUCGUGCGUAUGCCUACUUCUUCGGCACCGCACAGGGUUGGAAGCCUCUGCUCUCCAUCUCGCUCCAGUGGCUCCUGCUCGACAUUGUUUUCUACGGCACUGGUUUUGAUAGCCCAGGGACGCUCGCUGCACUGUGGCUUGAUAAACCGGUCGAGGGCACCCUCGACAACUACAAGAAUGCCUACCCCGGGUUUGACGUCUGGAAAGAGGAUUACGGCUCUCCAAAUGCCGACAUAUUCCAAACCGUGCACAAUAACCUGGUUAGGAGUCUUCAGCUUUCCUCCGUCGCUGCUGUGGCUGGGAGCUUAGCCGUCAUCCCGCUUGUGAACUACGUCAGCCGCAAGACACAUUUUGUCUGGACUACAGGCAUCCUGGCCGUCCUGUUUGCUGUUACCGCCGUCUCGGUCUCCCAAACGUACGGCAAGCCUGCUCACGUCGUCAGCAUGGUUUUCUACGCCUUGACUCAAUUCAUGUUCAACCUCGGCCCCAACACGCUCACAUUCAUCCUCGCCGCUGAGGCUUUCCCGACCGAGUUCAGGGGGACCUGCUACGGCAUCGCCGCCGCCGCAGGUAAGGUUGGGGCUAUCAUUGUGCGUCCCAUCACUGAAGCGGCUGGGAAAGGCCAGACAAGUAUCGUGGCGCUGCUCUCGGCCUUUACGGGCGUGUUGUUGCUCAUGACAUUGCUUGCCUGGUUGGAGCCGUGGGGGAUCGGCAUUCCCCGGGUGCAAGAAGCGAGAGAGAAAGGCACCGGUGGCUUGAAACCGGCUCGCCUUGCGAACCUGAGCCUGGAAGAGGCAGCGCCAUGGCCUGUGCUGGAUGAGUCCGAUAGCGUUUCUGGUCACGGCGAUUCCCAUUCCCACAACGAGCCGGAGAGGCCUCAGGAGAAAGUAGGGGAUAGUACACCGGCAGGAGGAGUCGCAAAUGGAGUCAUGUUGGGGAGUAACAUGGAUAUGGAGCCCUCUGUUCGGCUAUCUGAACCACAGUGGACGGUCCUCCGACGGUGCUUCCUCCUCAGCGCGCUCGUUUUCGAAGCCAUGCUGCCCUUCUUCCAUCUCUUGUACGGAUUGGAUGCUCUCGAGGAAUUCUUCAUACCUGUCAACGACGGGCUGUACGGCGUUCAUCAAGUUACAAUCAUGCCGAGUUCCAAAACACCUCGUUCGUAUGAGCAGAACGCAAAUGUCCUUGAGUCCCCAGUCGCCUGGUCCUGUGGUUUUGAAAACCUCGUCCACAAUGUCCGGGAAAUCAAACGAGUCCAUAUUUCGCUUUACCGCCUUGUAGAAACGGUUUUUGGCCAAAACCUUCAGCGUCGGCACACAAACAUGUCUCCCAUGGCGUACAUUCUGACCGAGUUCGCUGGCAAAUCUCACACAUACAAGCAAUGCAUCGGCAAGUUAAUGCAAAAGGGGUUCCAGGGGCUGAACAAGAAGCAUAAAAAGGAGGUCAGGGCGAUGCCCGCCACUGAGGAGGAGGACAGAACAAUCAAUCAAUUCUUUCUCCCCGGUCUUUCCGUCUGA